This is a messenger RNA of Rhinichthys klamathensis goyatoka, 4572 nucleotides long. RefSeq names its product leucine rich repeat (in FLII) interacting protein 1a (gene lrrfip1a). Gene Ontology annotation, molecular function: RNA polymerase II cis-regulatory region sequence-specific DNA binding; DNA-binding transcription factor activity, RNA polymerase II-specific. The transcript has 24 exons. Gene Ontology annotation, biological process: regulation of transcription by RNA polymerase II. Bases 213 to 4241 code for a protein of 1342 amino acids. The record is from RefSeq and is a predicted model, not a curated record. NCBI's taxonomy places the organism in Eukaryota, Metazoa, Chordata, Actinopteri, Cypriniformes, Leuciscidae.
ACUAGGAAGAGUGCAAAAAGACGGAUGUAACACAAUGAACCGCGUCGCGAACGACACGACGUAGCCUCGCUGUUUUUUUUUUUUUUUUUGGUUUGAGUUGGAAACGUGUUUUCUUUUUCUUAUGCCUCUGCUGAAGGAAUAACUCUUCAAAGGAUCGGUUCUCACGCGUAAAAGAGCGUGAGUUUCUCGGAAAGUUUUAUUAAAGGUUACCAAUGGGGUCUCAAGGGCCAGGACGUAAAAGAACCCCCAGCAAAAAUGGGUUGACUGGAGAGGAAGAUGCCCUCAACGUAAUCGCAAAAGAGGCUGAAGCCCGUUUGGCAGCUAAGAGAGCAGCCCGCGCAGAAGCUCGUGAGAUCAGAAUGAGAGAACUGGAGAGACAACAGAAAGAGAUUUAUCAGGUGCAGAAGAAAUACUAUGGACUGGAUAACCUGGACAACAAAUGGGGGGACAUUGAGCAGUGGAUGGAGGAUAGUGAGCGAUAUACACGUGUCUCACGGAGACAUGCUUCGGUGUCAGAUGAUGAAGAACGGAUGUCAGUGGGGAGCAAGAGCAACAUACGGUUGGAUUUGGAUGCGGCGGGUGCUUAUGUCGGGCUUCCCCAGGCCACCUCCUCUCACUCACAUAAGAAGUCCAAGAAAAAGAAAAAACAUUCUUCUAAAACCAGCAAUGGCUAUGAUGAUGAUCUCAGCACAUUGUCUAGUCGGAGCUCCAAACUCAGUGAUGAGAGCAAAAGGUCUCGCUCCUCUAGACUUGAUCUGCAGUCGAGUGCCUACUCUUCAUCUGAGUUGUACAACAGCAGUAGUAGUUAUUCCUCUAAAGAUCAAGUCCCUUCCUACAGUGGCUACCAGCUCCCUUUGCUGCACAGCAGGAAGCACAGGGGCUCUAUAUAUGAGGACAGUCUCUACAGUGGCUCUCGACGCUCCAGUGCUCGUGCUUCCUCUGGAUACAGUGGUUUCCUGGGCUCCAGCUCUAGGACUUCGUCCAGGGCAAAUUCUGCGUGUGGCAGCCCUGUGGAGGACUGCAGCAGCUCAGUGGCUAGUUUUAUGCGCAGCACAGCUAGUAUCAGUGGCCUCUCUAAAGACCUUGACCACGUUGUCAUUCCUGACCUGUCGAAUGUUAAUGGGAGGCUGCCUAUGGUUGAUGACAGGUCAGAGCGAGACUACUUAGAAAAGGGCUCUUCACGAGCAUCAACUAUAUCUGGCGCCACUCUUACCUCUCUGGGUGGGACAUCCUCACGGAGAGGAAGUGGAGAUACAUCCAUCUCUGCUGACACAGAAGCAUCUAUACGGGAAAUCAAGGAGAUCCAUGAGCUUAAGGAUCAGAUUCAAGAUGUGGAGGCAAAGCACAUGCAGAACCUCAAAGAGCUCAAGGAUUCCCUUUUGGAAGUGGAAGAGAAGUACCGUAAGGCCAUGGUGUCCAAUGCACAGCUGGACAACGAGAAGACCAAUAUGAUGUAUGAAGUGGACACUUUAAAAGACUCUUUAAUGGAACUGGAGGAGAUGCUGUUUGAAACGCGCCGUGAGCUUGAGGAAAAGACUAAGGACCUUGAACGAGAGAAGCAUGCUCAUAGUAUACUGCAGUUCCAGUUCAGUGAAAUAAAGGAAACAUUGAAACAGAGUGAAGAACUGCUCACUGAGAUCCGUCAAUUACGGCUCAAGCAAGACGGCUUUGUUAGGGAGAUUUCUGACCUCCAGGAAACUAUUGAGUGGAAGAAUAAAAAAAUUGGGGCAUUAGAGAGGCAGAAGGAAUUUUCUGAUGCCAUUCGAAAUGAGCGGGAUGAGCUCAGAGAUGAGGUUGUUCAGCUCAAAGAUAUUUUAAAGAAACAUGGCAUUGUCCUUGGACCCGACUUGGCCACCAAUGGAGAAACAGGGGAAGAAGCUGAACAGAAUUUUCAAACCGCAUCAACUGAAAUCCGAGAGGGGAGUAGCGUACUAGGCACUCAUCAGUUGAAGCCAUGUAAAGACCAGCAACAAAAAGAUUUGGAUGACAGAAUGCAAGGGAAUCAACAGUCUUCACAUGCCCAUUUCAGUUCUACAAAGACAGCUUUAGAAGCAAAUGAGAAUGGAGACCUUGGGGACCAAAUUAAUCAGGGUGUAGGGCAGCUUAAAAAUAGACCUGAAGAACCUCCGAUUCCGGUUGGUGAUGAUGAACUCACUGCAACAAGACCCAAGGAGAAGAUCAAAUCUGAAGCACAUAUUCCGAAAGAUUCAAGAUAUACUGAAGAAUUAGAGUGCAAAGUUCACAAGGAUGGACUUAUGGAAACAGAUCAACAAGAGAGCGAAUUUGUCAAACCUAGUAAGGAAAUCAAAGAGGAAACCCAUUUAGAGCCUGUCUCUGGUUCAAUCCAUGAUGAAACUGAUAAAUCUGGUGAGGCAGUGAUUGAUGAUCAACUCAAAGAGGAGUCUGUGGAAUCAUCUCAAGUGGAGAAACUUCCCAAAACACAGGGUGCCAGUGCUUCCAAUAAAAAGAAGAAAAAGAAGAAGAAAAACAAACAGAAGCAGAAACAAAGUGACAAGCAAGAGAGUGACACAAAGAUGGAUGACAAGAAUGAAAUGGUUUUGAGUGAAGACAAUCCAAACCAAGAAGUGGAAGGUGAUCUAGAAGAAAAGCAUGAGAAGCCCUUAGGGAAUGACAUAUGCGAAACAACCAUGAAUACUGAUGUCCCACAUGGUGAUAAAGGAACCAAUGAAUUGGACUGUAUCAAAAUAACACACACAAAUAUUAAUGCUGAUGAUGCUCAAGACAGAAUUCAGUUAGUUACAGAUGAAGCUGAUUCUGCAGAAAUUUCUAAAACCAUCACAAAUUUUGAUUGCCCUGAAUCUAGCAAUGGUGUCCUUUCAGAUGAUCUGUCCAACAAUAUUAUAUCUAACCCUGCCACCAUUAUUGAUGACCACACUGAGGAUUUGACAAAUCCUGACACAGAACCUGUAAUCUUCAGCAGUGAGCGUAUGCCUUCAGAAACAGAGACUUUACUGCCUCAUGAACCUUCUGCUCAGCCCAUGUAUACUGUUGGAGUGUGCAUUGAGUCCAUCAGCAGCUCUGAGAACAUUGAGAAUUCUUCAUUGGUAGGUGUCAAAGAAGAGAAGAGUCAGCUGGACGGUGAAGUAGAAGAACAGAAGGAAAGGCUCCAAAAUAUCACUCUAGAUUGUGACACUAACUCUAAAGAUCAAGAUAAUUCUGCUCAUUCCUCUUCCCCUGUGAUGAUGGAGAAGUUGGAAAACGAAGCUGAAAAGGUAAUCCAGGAACAACCUAUUGAUCAGCCAAUGGAAAGUCAACUUCAAGACAGUAUUGUAGCAGACGUGGACCAGGAAGAGGUUGAGACACAAGAUGAACCAGAUGAAGAAAACCUUAAUUUGCCUAGUGAAAAAGUGUUUGAUGGAUGCCAAGUUGACGACACUCCUUUAAUUGAAUCACAGAUUCAGGUUAUACAUGAGGAUCACCUGUCUGCCAGUGAAGCAAAUCAGGAAUCAAUUGUAGAGUCAGAAGCUUCUGACCAAGAACCCAAGGUAGAACAUGUCCAGGAGGAAAGAUCAAACCAAGAUCAGGUUACACUUAAUGUGGAACUGCCUGAAGAUGAGGUUGACCCUCAGGUAAAGUCAGAUGUGGUUCUUCAAGAGCUCAAGGAAAAAGAUGAUGGUGAGGAAGACGAAGGAGAAUCAUUUGAUUUUGAUGAAAUGGAUCUUGAAGCAUCAUCAGGUGCCCCUUUAAAAAACCUUCUAGAUCAUUCAAAUGAGGACUCAUUGUUAAAAGAGAUUGCACAAGAAGCAAGCCAUGAAUACCAAAGGAAUGUCAAGGAUGAGGGCCAGAUUCAAGAAGAUGAACAUCUGGAACAUGCAGAUAAGGAAUCAACGCCAACGGAGCAUAAAGAUGAUGGUCAUGCCACAGAAAACCCACAAACAGCAACAGAUGUAGAAAGAUGUUUAACAGAAGAAAACCGUCAAACCAACAGUGAAGUCAGACCUAAUGAUCAGCAGCAUGACAGACCUGAUGCAUUUGAGGAGCAUCACCAGGCAUCAGGAGAUGUGACACUCAGUAAAGGGGUUAAUGAAAGUUCAGAGAUGGAGACAAGAGAUGUAGGCCAAGAGAUCAAUAGCUCCAUUCACCAUGAAAACAAGGCAUCAAAUAUUUCUGAAGAGCUGGAAGCCACAGGGAUCAAUAAGGAAAAUGAUAGAAAAGAAUCUAAAAAAAGUGGAAAAGGGAAAGGAAAGGGCAAGGGGAAAGAAGAAUGUAAAAUGUCUUAAUACAAGGACGUUGCUGAGUGAAUUCAAAAGUUAACAUUGCGCUUGUUGGUCCUAAUGAAAUUAUUUUGGGACCAUUACUUCGGAGAACCCUAGAAAACCAAAGUUAUCACACAGUCAAGCCAGAUUAUCAGUCAUCACAGCUGUUUCAGCAAGCACAUUUUAUACAUGAAUAUUUCACAUCUGAAUAACAAUACUGAAUGAAAUCUGGAAAUUGUCAAAUAAUGUCAAAUCUAAAGAAAAAAACAUUAAAUGCUAGCAGUAAUGGGGGUAAUGUGUCAUAUUUAUUUAGAAAUUUUACAUAAUCAUGAAAAAAAUGUUUUUUUUAUAAGAA